This is a messenger RNA of Archocentrus centrarchus (flier cichlid), 1145 nucleotides long. RefSeq lists its product as uncharacterized. Gene Ontology annotation, cellular component: external side of plasma membrane. Gene Ontology annotation, biological process: negative regulation of T cell proliferation; T cell costimulation; immune response. The coding region runs from base 32 to 736 and encodes 234 amino acids. The transcript has 4 exons. NCBI's taxonomy places the organism in Eukaryota, Metazoa, Chordata, Actinopteri, Cichliformes, Cichlidae. The record is from RefSeq and is a predicted model, not a curated record.
CGUUGCUAAAUUUGGGAGUCUCAUUCUUUAAAUGGGUGAGGAGGCAGCUCUGCCCUUCAGUCAGAGUCUCUUCACUGUGCUGGAGCGGAGGCCUCGGCAGCACCUUCAUCCCUCUGCUGCUCUAAGACCAGGGUUCAUUCUCCCGACGCGCUGUCCAAUGACACGGGAGAAGAUGAUCUGCAGGAUCCUGCUGCUCCUCAUCCUCACCUCAUGUGUCUCUGGAUCAUUUGUAGUGAAUGUGACACAGACCUCCUAUCAGGCAGAGGAGAACCACAACAUCACACUGGAGUGGACGUUCUUAACCACAGCUAAGAGCAACUCCAAUUCUCUUUCCAUCAUCUGUGAAAAGGAAGAUGAUAAUACAUCCUCAGUCCUGUAUCAUGUUCAUGAAGGUGUUGAGAUGCCAGAGGUUCAGGAUAAAAGAUUUUCAGGACGAGUCCAGAGUGACAAAGAUGCCCUCAGAGAAGGACGAAUCAGACUUCAACUGUCCAGACUCAGGACUGAUGACUCGGGUCUGUACCUGUGUGAGGUCAACACGGAUUAUGGCUUUCACUUUGACAGCUGUCGACUCAACGUCACCGCAGCUGCAGCUCAUUCGCUACACAAAAGAUCAAUUAUGAGUCUACAGUCUGAGAGCUGGGACAGGACCGUCCUCUACCCUUUACUGGGACUGGCACCUGCACUGGUUACGCUCAUCUCUGCCUUCAGACGUCACAAUCGAUUCAGAAGACGCUAAACUGUUACGCAGGUGUUUAACAAGCUUUGAGGUGUGUUUACUUUUCUUUGUGCAACCAGCCGGACCUGUUUUCUGUUUCUUUAUGCACUAAGAAACUAAAAGCAGGACUAAGAGGGCUCAUUCCUAUCACGAUCAGCCAUGAGAGAAAACCUGAAAACAAAUAACCCAAGAGUGCUGUCAUACUAAAGUUCAUAUUUAAAUUUCAUGUUACUGUGAGUUUAAACUGUCUUAUGCUCUCAGUGUAGAUUAUACUUGCAGAUCUGUCAUAUUUAUUAUGGGAAACUGCAGCACCGCUUUUUAAAUGGGUUCAGCCUGCAGCUACGCUGUUCUCCAUAAUUUGAAUGAAAUGUGCUGUUAGUGUAUUUAAUCCUGUAACUCACUGAUCUUUGUGAUGCAUAAAACACUCCCU